Galdieria sulphuraria is the source of this 782-nucleotide messenger RNA. RefSeq names its product putative acetate transporter. The coding region runs from base 36 to 758 and encodes 240 amino acids. Lineage: Eukaryota; Rhodophyta; Bangiophyceae; Galdieriales; Galdieriaceae. Gene Ontology annotation, cellular component: plasma membrane. The transcript has 2 exons. The record is from RefSeq and is a predicted model, not a curated record. Gene Ontology annotation, molecular function: acetate transmembrane transporter activity.
UCCAUUUGUCCAUAUUAUUUUGUUGAAUAAAGUCAAUGGAAACGUCUGCAGCUGAUAUUGCACCUUAUAAUAAAUGCAACGGAGUAACAGAUUUGAGAGAAGAACUUUUAGAACUUAUUGCAGAGUUGAAAGCUAAUAAGCAAAGAAAGAUUGCGGAUCCUAGUGCAUUAUGUACUGCUGCAUUUAGUCUAACUAAUUUUCUAUUAGCAGUGGUUCAAUUGAAGCUGGUUCCAGCCUCUUUCCUACAGAUUGUUGCUCCACAAGCUCUCUUUUAUGGCGGCGCUGUUCAGUUUGUCUAUGGACUGGUGUGUUGUUUCACGAACAAUAUGUUUGGUGUUAUGGUAUAUCCUUCAUUUGGUGCAUUUUGGAUUGCCUUGGGCUUUCUUAUAACUAUGGAAGGUGAAAAAGUGUACGUGUUCGGUGGAAAUGAAGGAAAUCAUGCUCUCGGUUUCCUCCUAGUUGGCUGGCUUAUCUAUUCCAUCUUCUUAUGGAUUGCAACCUUUACACAUCAUGUCGCAGCAGUGGGAGCAUUUACGUCUCUUGUUAUUAUGCUUAUUUUGUACAUACUUGCAGACUUUGGUGUUAUUCAUAGCACAAUACCUGGUGGAAUCUUUGGUUUAUCACUGUCUGGAUUUGGCUGGUAUGUAGCAUUGGCAGUGUUGGUUAAUGACAAUUGUGGAUGUACUGUCUUUCCUUUGGGUGAGUUUAAUAGAAUUCCAUUUCUGGACAGGACAGGAAAAAUGUUUCGUUCUCGUUGACUGAAUAAAAAUGACUGACAUUGU